AUAAACUUAUUAAAUAGAUUUGUUUUUGUGAGACUUGAUAUGUCCUCUAUUCCCAGUUCAGGACAAGUUUCCUCUGCUGAUGGCCUAGGGGGAGGAGGAGGGGCAGGGGUGGGCGUGACAGUGACAGGCUCUGAUGGGUCGGAAAGAGAUCCCUCGGACUACCUGUCAAUAACUCCACUGGGAGCCGGCCAGGAAGUGGGGAGAUCAUGCAUUAUGCUGGAGUACAAGACUAAGAAAAUUAUGCUUGACUGUGGCAUUCACCCAGGUCAUCAUGGGUUCGAGUCACUUCCGUACAUCGAACACGUGGAACCCUCUGAGAUUGAUUUCCUUCUGGUCACGCAUUUCCAUUUGGACCAUUGUGGGGCACUGCCCUACUUCCUGACAAAGACUGCCUUCAAAGGAAGAUGUUUCAUGACUCAUGCCACCAAAAGCAUCUACAAGCUACUCAUGUCGGAUUACCUCAAAGUCAGUAACAUCGGAUCAGAUGACAUGCUUUUCUCAGAAACAGACUUGGAUGCAUCGAUGGAGAAAAUUGAAACGAUCAAUUUCCAUCAGGUUCAGGAGAUUAGUGGCGUGAAGUUCUGGUGCUACCAUGCUGGCCAUGUGCUGGGUGCCUGUAUGUUUAUGAUUGAAAUAGCCGGAGUCAGGGUGCUGUACACUGGAGACUACAGCUGUGAGGAGGACCGACAUCUGAUGAAGGCAGAGGUGCCCCAGGUCAAACCACACGUCCUCAUAUCAGAAGCAACCUAUGGGACUUAUCUGCACGACAACAGAAUGACGCGGGAGACUAGAUUCACAGGCAAAGUGCACGAGAUCAUCAGAAGGGGAGGCAGAUGUCUCAUUCCUGUGUUCGCUCUAGGCAGGGCACAGGAACUCCUGCUCAUACUCGAUGAGUACUGGUCGCAGCAGCCGGAGCUACAGGAUGUGCCCAUCUACUACGCCUCAUCCCUGGCCAAGAGGUGCAUGCCAGUCUACCUCACCUUCUCCAAUGCCAUGAACGAGAAGAUGCGCAAACAGAUGGCACUCCGCAACCCAUUCGCAUUCAGACACGUCUCAAAUCUCAAGAGCAUCGACCACUUUGACGACAUUGGGCCCUCAGUGGUGAUGGCCAGUCCAGGUAUGAUGCAGUCUGGCCUGUCUAGAGAGCUAUUUGAGAGCUGGUGUACUGACUUCAAGAAUGGAGUCAUCAUUGCCGGAUACUCAGUUGAGGGAACCAUGGCCAGGGACAUCCUGGCCCAGCCCGAGGAGGUGACUUCGAUGAGUGGGAUGAAGCUGCCUCUCAAAUGCAGUGUGGACUACAUCUCCUUCUCCGCCCACGUCGACUACAGACAGGUGUCCGAGUUCGUCAGGGCACUACAGCCGCCGCAUCUGAUACUAGUGCACGGUGAGGAAACAGAGAUGGGCCGACUGCACAAUGCACUGGGUAGACAGUACGAGAACAGUGCCAGCUACCAGCCCAAGAUGUACAUGCCCAAGAACAGCCAGAAGGUCCAGCUAUUCUACCCCGGAGAGAAAAUGGCCAAGGUGAUGGGAAGUCUCGCAGUUCAGAAACCCCAGAUGGGACAGAAGGUGUCUGGGGUGCUCCUUAAAAGGAACUUCAACUACCACCUUCUGAAUCCAAAAGACAUAAAUCACUACACAGAUUUGACUAUCAGCCGACUGAGUCAGAAGCUGUCAGUUCCGUUCACUCGCAGCUUCGCCACAGUACAGGUGGUGUUGCAGCAGCUAUGUGGCCUGGAUGACGUCAUCCUCAACCAGGGAGUGCGCUUCUCCCUUAAAGUCUACAACAACUCCAUCACGGUCACCCUCGAGGACGGAAUAUGCAUUCUAGAGUGGGAGGCAAGUACAGUGAGUGACAUGUAUGCGGAUGCGGUGGUGGCAGCUCUCCUCAAGAGCGAGGAGGAGAAAGACGAACCAUCGGCUAAGAGGGCUGGAAAGUCCUCCCUGUUGGAGGUGAGUGGUGAAGCGGAGUUGGGAGACUGCAUGUUCCAGCUGCUGUGUGACAUCUACGGGGACGGGAGUGUGUCCGCCCAUCCAGAACACCAACAGGUCAGAGUGAGGCUGGGAUCACACAUGGCUGCAAUCGACCUGAAAACAUUCGAAGUAAUAUGUGAAGAUGACGUUGACUUGAAGCUGAACAUCGAAGAGAGCAUCUCUAGGCUUAAAGUGGCCAUGAAAGACUGUCUCCAGAACACAAACUGAAAGCUCCAAAUAACGUCUCUCAAACAUGAUUUUAGUGCAAUUCUAUAUCACUUCUUGAUUCUGUUAGUCCCCGCUAAGUGUUUUUCUUUUGAAUUAAAUUAUCAUAAUA
Symsagittifera roscoffensis is the source of this 2311-nucleotide messenger RNA. RefSeq names its product cleavage and polyadenylation specificity factor subunit 3-like. Bases 40 to 2202 code for a protein of 720 amino acids. Gene Ontology annotation, cellular component: mRNA cleavage and polyadenylation specificity factor complex. Gene Ontology annotation, biological process: mRNA 3'-end processing by stem-loop binding and cleavage. The transcript is spliced from 18 exons. NCBI's taxonomy places the organism in Eukaryota, Metazoa, Xenacoelomorpha, Acoela, Convolutidae. The record is from RefSeq and is a predicted model, not a curated record. Gene Ontology annotation, molecular function: 5'-3' RNA exonuclease activity; RNA endonuclease activity; RNA binding.